AUGCUCACGUACUUCAUCGUCUCCAUUCUACACAACUUAGGAGCACAGAGUACUCCCAUCCCAUACGAUGUACCUUUCGCAGAAAAUCACAGAUCUAAUAAUGCUUGCCAUCUGCCAUUGAGGCCAACAUCAUCUCACAAGUCAAUACCUCCUCAUGGCCGAGAAAAUUUCGCUCAGCUCAUUGAUCAUACCGACCCGGGGUUAGGGCUUUUCUCCCAGGCGUACCUGUGGAAUAGUAGUUUCUGGAGACCCGGCGCACCUAUCGUUGUUUUCCUACCCGGGGAGUCUCCUAUCGACAAGUAUGGGAUCAUUACCCAGGCCGAAUUCUCAACGGUAGGCGUCAUUGCCGAAAACCUUGGUGCUGCGACUAUCAUCCUCGAGCAUCGCUAUUUCGGCUCAAGCUUUCCAUACAGCAACCUUACCAAGGUCAAUUUGCAGUACUUAACUGUCGACAAUGCACUGAAGGACGUGGUACGGUUUGCUCAGAACUUCAUCGCUCCGUGGACUAACGACCCGAGCACUGCAGAGGACGUGCCUUGGAUUCUAAUUGGUGGAAGCUAUUCAGCAGCACAGACUGGCUGGAUCGCGAACAUUUUUCCAGGCACGUUCUGGGCAUACCUUUCGGCUUCGCCUAUUCUUCAGGCAAUUCCCUCUUACUGGGCUUACUUUUUGCCUCUAAUAGAGCAUGGACCAAAGAGCUGUAUAAGAUUGUUGAGCAGCGUCACCCGAUUUAUAGACGAUGUCAUCUCAGCCGGGGACGAUGAGAGUCUGCAGGCAAUCAAGACACUCUUUGGACUUGCUGAGAUGAAGACGCCAGACUUUAUAUACAGUCUAAGCUUGCACUGGGGCGACUGGGAAAGCAUUGAUAUUGGUCAGAAUCACACGACAAUCGAGACCUACUGCGCUUGGAUUGAAGGCUUGGACUACGAACAGGAACUGGAGGACAUAUACGAGCAACUCGGUAAAUCACUAGAAGCCCGGGCAGACUGGGCUACAUCGUCAGAGCAAACCGUUCGGGCUCUUCAGACUUACUCUGCAGGAUUUCGAAAACAUAUUGCCCCUAGUUUGUGUAUCGACGGAACAUGUUUGGACGACAAAUACUUCCGACUUAGCGACCCUCCCGAAUCUGGCCAGAUGUAUGAAUGGCUUCUAUGCAACGACAUGAUGGGUGGAUAUGUCACUGGGCCACCUGUAGGGGCUUUAUUAACUCCGGUGGUGAGUCGCUUCCUAACCUACAACUACUUUGAGACGAGAUGCACGAUAGUCCAUCCGCUAGAGCCGAAUGAAGAGCCCGAAGAUACAGCAUCAGGCCAUCGUACCGCCAAAGCAUUCAAUACAUAUACUGGUGGUUGGUCUCCGACGAAUGCACGGCGCAUUAUCUACAGUGCCGGGGAGAUGGACGUAUGGCGAGAGAUGUCCGUCUCGGCUAAACGACGCCCUGGUGGGCCGCUGCAGAGCGACCCUGAAUUGGAUGUUGUUGUGCACUUGAUCAAAAAAGGUUGGCAUCAUAGUGAGAUGUAUACUCGUAACGCAGAAUUGGACGACGAAGUUCGGCGUGUGCGUGACCAAGAAGUAGAGCAGAUAUGUUACUGGACACAACAAUGGCCAGGAUAUCGUUAG
This is a messenger RNA of Cercospora beticola, 1620 nucleotides long. RefSeq lists its product as uncharacterized. Gene Ontology annotation, molecular function: serine-type exopeptidase activity; dipeptidyl-peptidase activity. Lineage: Eukaryota; Fungi; Ascomycota; Dothideomycetes; Mycosphaerellales; Mycosphaerellaceae. Gene Ontology annotation, biological process: proteolysis. The record is from RefSeq and is a predicted model, not a curated record.